Messenger RNA from Motacilla alba alba, 8812 nucleotides. It is a transcript of the gene DNTT, whose product is annotated as DNA nucleotidylexotransferase. Gene Ontology annotation, cellular component: nucleus. The transcript is spliced from 13 exons. Gene Ontology annotation, biological process: double-strand break repair via nonhomologous end joining. Bases 2777 to 4189 code for a protein of 470 amino acids. Lineage: Eukaryota; Metazoa; Chordata; Aves; Passeriformes; Motacillidae. The record is from RefSeq and is a predicted model, not a curated record. Gene Ontology annotation, molecular function: DNA binding; DNA-directed DNA polymerase activity; DNA nucleotidylexotransferase activity.
CCUCUCUGAAUGUGCAGUGGGGGAAGCUCACUGUGUUCUCAUGUGAUACUACAGUGUUCCUUAUUUAUUUAUUAAUUAAUUUAUUUAUUUACCAGGCUAAAAGGAAUUUUCACUUUCAGUGAUUCCUAACAGAUCUCAUAGCAAAACCAGGUCUGUAUCUAAAUAUUCAUCUAACUUCUGUGCUAGACACACAGAAACACUGCACAUGUAUUGUGAGAUCUACAUGUGUGCACAGGGUCUCUAUGCACAAAACUGCAUUUGCUUUUUAAAAAUCAUUAUGCAAAGGUAAACCUGUCACUUCUAUUUAGUAGGUGUCAUCAGACUUGUUCAAGUGUUUUGUUUUAAGGGUUUUGGGCUUAGUUUUUUUUUUUUUUUUUUGUUCAUUGCUGUCUAGUGAUAGAUGGCCAGCUUUUCUCUAGUGAUUCUAAGCUCAAUGUUUAAAGGUGAUAUUGAGCUUCUGCUUAGACUUCGCAGACAGCAGUAGAAAAAAAUCAUAUUCAUCUUAUAACUGAAGGAUAAACUAAGGGCAAACCCUCAGGUUCUUGCAAAAGACAGCACAUAACAGCUUCAGGAUUUUUGGGAUUUUUGAAUUCUGAACAUCCCUACACAGAACAGUAGAUGCAGUGAGGGAAUCAUGCUAUAUGUCAUGUAGAAAAACUCAGACUUUCUGAAUGGAAAUGUCCAGCAUAUCUUUACUCCACUGUAUACUGCUAAGGUAGCUCUACUAAGGCUGUGCUUUCUAAAACACACCUUGUAGCAGAUAAGGAACAUUUAAUUUCUGACAUAGUACAGAUUUCUUGUAUACUGGGCUAGGAGCUUGGAAUAAAAAACUUGGCUGUUGAUUUAAUUACUUUUAAAUUGAUAUAUGUGUUAGGUUGUACAUAGGAGAACAGCAUCUUACAGUUACUCAAAUAAAGCUAUUAAUGAUAGCAAAAUAUAGGUAUUUGAAUUUUUUUAGUAUUGUCAUAAUUAAUUAUUUUUCAAGCAGGCAGAUUUAUCAUGUUGACAAUGCUAGUGAACAAUUCAAUUAAAGAAUAUAUAAAAUUUGUAGGAAAGUUUCUACCAGUGUGUGAGAGCUGUCUCAAUUUUUCUGUAAUGACAUAAAAAAUGUAUGUUGUUCAUUGUGUCACGUGUAUAAUGCCAUGCUUUCUGCAGUGCAAAAUAAUCUUUAAAGGUGUUUGAAGAACAUACUAGCAAAUGCUUUCAUUUUUAAUCAUACUGCUUUUCUAUCUAGACUGUCCAAAGGUCAUCCAUUGCUUUUUCACCUUUUCCAUCCUUUUCCACCUCUUCCAUUCUUGCUUUUUUCACUUGUGUUUUGAAUAGGUUACCACUAACAUCUGAAAUGACUUCUCUGUCCACUGCUGCUCUACAGCUUUAUUUGCAGAGCCACAGGAAGCUACCACAUCCACCAUUAUCUUUGACUUCACUGCCUCUCAUCCAGUGAUGGAGACUGCAGCACCUUCAGUGAGCCAAUCUGUAAUGGAUGAACGGGGCAGGCAGCAGUGUGUACUUGACAGCUUUGGCAGCCCCACUGCAUUGGUGUGAGCUGUUGGUAAAACCCAGUUUUACUCUGUGGCCAUGGUGCACCUGCAGUCUCAUGAAUCAUGUUGCAGCACUGAAGCUCUUGUUAGAAUAAACAGCAGGUAUAGCUCCUGAUACACCCAGGAAACUGUACUUGAGCAAUGAAUUGCCACGCAAACAUAUUGUCUCUGCAGUGCAUAAAUGCACCAUAACAAUGAUUUUACCUUUAUAAUAGGUUUUAAGGAACUUUUACUUCAGUAGCUACACAAAUGGUAUUAUUGGUAGAGGAAUUGCUGCAGUUCAAGGAGUUACUUGAAUCUUGUCUCCUAAUUAGUUGCAAUCAAUUAAACACACUCGUACAAAAAAAUUCUACAGAGGUCAGGAAAGAACACUAUCAGAUUUUACAGGCAUUCUUUCUUUAAACUUUUACUAUAAAAUUUAUGUACAAUUCUGUGCUGGUAAAUGUUCUUAAUCAUGCAAAUUUUAUGAAAAAGCUUUUACAUAAAUGAUGGCUUUAAAAUAUCUAUAUUGUUAAAAAACCCACAACCUCUCAUAUUUCAUGAGCUGUCCCCUGCCUCUCCUGUUUGCUGGGCUGAUAACAUCUGCCCUUUCUCUGGAGUGGGGGAAGGCUGACUGGGAUUUCUUCUGUGUAGGGGGAUUCCUCUAGUCAGAGGGGGAAAUCAACCCACCAGAAUGCAAAAUCAAAGCAAUUGAUGAAGUGUGUAUAAAGAAGGAAACAUUUCACAUUAUUUCCAGGCACUGUAAGGAGUAAAAUCCUCAAGCUGAAAUUCACCUGAGUGGGAGCUCUUAUGGAAUAUUUACUUACCAAGAAAUGAGAUCCAUUCAUGCACAGUUUUUCUACAACCACAGCAGCUUCAGGCAUUCCAAACUGAGGAAAUAAAAAAAGCAACAUAAUCAACAGAAAUCAGAGUCUGAAAGGGACCUGGAGAGAUCUUGGCAGGGCUUCAGCAGAGAAGCAGGAUCAAACACAACUGGAGGAAAUUGGGUCAGUCUUGGAAAACAGUUCAGUAACCCAUUUUUUAAACUGAAUUAUUCGGGGUGCAUCAGAUUCACCACAUCUUUAAGUGGAACAGCAAGAAGGAGAUCUAGAAUAAAUUUUGAGCUCUGCUGCUGGAGGGAACAAAAGGAAAUGACUGUAAGGAUAAUUGCUGUCUAAGCACCAGAUGGGCUUGACUGAGACAUCCUGCUGUUUCUGAAGGAGUCAACCCAGUUUCAGGAGCAUUUGUUCAGGAAGAUGGGGACGACCAGAAGGAUGUUUUUGAUGGAACUGGGAAGAAGAAAAGGUUUCAGAGUAGAGAGCGAGCUAAGUGAUUCUGUCACUCAUAUUGUGGCUGAGAACAACUCUUACCUGGAGGUGCUGGACUGGCUGAAGGGACAGGCUGUGGCUGACAGCUCUAGGUUUGAGCUACUGGACAUCUCCUGGUUCACAGCCUGCAUGGAGGCAGGGAGACCAGUUGAUUCAGAAGUGAAGUAUCGCCUCAUGGAGCAAUCCCAAUCUCCUCCUCUAAAUACAUCUGAAUUGGAAAUGCCAGCAUUUAUUGCAACAAAAGUAUCUCAGUAUUCAUGCCAGAGGAAGACAACUUUAAAUAACUACAACAAGAAAUUCACGGAUGCCUUUGAGGUAAUGGCAGAAAAUUAUGAGUUCAAAGAAAAUGAAAUAUUCUCCCUGGAAUUUUUAAGGGCAGCUUCUUUGCUGAAAUCUCUUCCAUUUUCAGUAACCAGAAUGAAAGAUAUACAAGGGUUGCCCUGUGUGGGAGACCAAGUCAGAGAUAUCAUUGAGGAGAUUAUUGAAGAAGGAGAGAGUUCAAGAGUUAAAGAAGUGUUAAAUGAUGAACGAUACAAGGCAUUUAAGCAAUUUACUUCAGUCUUUGGAGUGGGAGUGAAGACAUCUGAGAAAUGGUACAGAAUGGGUUUGAGAACUGUGGAAGAUGUAAAAGCUGACAAGACCCUGAAGCUGUCAAAAAUGCAGAAAGCAGGGUUUCUCUACUAUGAGGACCUUGUUAGCUGUGUGUCUAAGGCAGAAGCAGAUGCAGUGAGCUUGAUUGUCAAGAAUACUGUGCGUACAUUUCUACCAGAUGCUUUAGUUACCAUAACUGGUGGUUUCAGGAGGGGUAAGAAUAUUGGACAUGACAUAGAUUUUUUGAUCACCAGUCCAGGACCAGGAGAAGAUGAUGAACUUCUGCAUAAAGUUAUUGACUUAUGGAAAAAGCAGGGCUUACUCCUUUAUUGUGAUAUCAUUGAAUCAACAUUUGUAAAGGAACAGCUGCCAAGCAGAAAAGUUGAUGCCAUGGAUCAUUUUCAGAAGUGUUUUGCAAUUUUAAAACUAUAUCAGCCAAGAGUAGACAGCAGCACUUGCAACACAUCAAAAAAAUUGGAAAUGGCAGAAGUCAAAGACUGGAAGGCAAUCCGUGUGGAUCUGGUCAUAACCCCCUUUGAGCAAUAUUCAUAUGCUCUGUUGGGUUGGACAGGCUCCAGGCAAUUUGGACGUGAUUUGAGGAGGUAUGCUAUGCAUGAAAGGAAGAUGGUAUUGGAUAACCAUGCAUUGUAUGACAGGAGAAAGAGGAUCUUUCUCAAAGCUGGAAGUGAGGAAGAAAUCUUUGCACAUCUUGGCUUGGAUUAUGUUGAACCAUGGGAAAGGAAUGCUUAAAAUUAUUUGCCAGUGUACAUUCAUCAGUUGACUGCAUUGGUCUUUCUGCCCACCUUGCAGUCUGGUGUAGUUAUAUAUACCUAUAUAAUAAAUAUUUCUAUGACAACAAAAAAAUUAAAUAAGUAUUGGAAGCCACUUGCACUUGCUAAUGUUCCUAGAAGCUAACAGUUUAAGUUAUUCAAAUCUUUUCCAGUCCUUUCUGGUUUUGAAUUUUCUAUGUGGGAGUGAUAAGACAGAGCUUGUUUUGGGGGGAAAACUUGGAACUGAUGAGAUUUUUGCUUAUGAUAGGAAUUUAACAUUGGUAUGAACAAUACUUGUUUUUUAAAGUAGUCAGAUACAACAAUAUGUAAAUAAUUCAAAACAUUUGAGCUGAGUCAAAACAUUAUUGAAAUGUAUGCUGGUCUUUAACUGAAUUUCUUAUGUAUUUUGCUGAAUCCAUGUAUAAAAUUGCUCUGUGUAUAAGGCUUAAUGACCUAGGCAGUAACUACUUUGCAGUCUCAGCAACUUGAGUCUUCAGCUGUAAUAUUUUCCCAGGUAGGGCACCAUUCUACAAAAACUAUAAACAAGUUGAUAAUCCAGUGAGAGUUAAAAAACAUUUCACAGGAAGGGAUUUUGAAAAGAAAAGUGGAAUGACUCGGUAGCAAUCUUCAAUUGUGUAGAAAAAUACUGUAAAUUUGUAGUACUGAUUUGGACUAAAAAAGAGUCAGGUCAUGAGGUGUAAUGGUCCUCAAUCAGGAAUUUGAACCAUAACCUGCAUGAAAACAAUUGUUUUAAGUGUCACCCUAGUGACUGCUCCAAGACAAAAGAUUUUGAUUAUCUGUGCUCAGUUUAGAUAGAUGGAACUUUAUUUACUAGUAAGUGUGAAUGCAUUGGAAUGGGAUUUUACUUGAGCUGUUGGGCUAUUGGCUGCUCUAGAGUGGUAUUCCCUGUCUUUAGUCAGAAAUUCAACGAGGAUAUGAGAAGCUUUCUGAUAAAAGCCCUUCAAGAUAUUUUGGCUCCAGAAAAUGUCAAGGUAGCUCUUGUGACCAUAAUGACAAUGAAGGUUUGUAAUACAUGUAUCCUUUAAUAAGCAGGGGCAUUCAGUGCUUUAGGAAAUGAAGCUAUUUACUGAUCAUUCAUCAUUUCAGAAUAAAGGUGAUUAAGUGCACCAGGAUUGGUCAAAUAAUUUUCUUCCUUAAAAAUCUGGAUUUUUUUUCCUCUGUUGAGGCUGACUGCACUUCUUGACAUGAUGAGGGAAGAGUGGUAAUGACAGGGCUGUGCACAACAGUUAUUACUGACAGUGAAGGCUUCCCAUAUUCAAACAGUAUCUGUUACUAAAAAAAGUAUGCUUAUUUUGUUACUCAUUACUUUCAACUUUUGUUACUGCUUUUUGUUACUCAUUACUUUCAACUUAUUACUUUCUAGACUUUUAGAGGACUGUAUUGUAAACUAUUCCAAAACUUCAGCCAGGGUUGUAGAAAAAUGUGUUGAUGGCAGGAAUUUGCUUCUUGCCUGUGUCAAUAAAACCACCCCAUUUAAAUGCAGUUUUGCUAACUGAGCUGAAAAUACAAUGCUACUUCCUAAAGUGCUCUAACUAUGAAGCACUUGCAUUGCUUCCUGCUUUAUUGUGCUGAUGUUUGAAGUAGCUUCUCUGUGUUUUGCAUCAGGAUGCUGACACUUAAGUAGCAGUGACAUUUUUCAGUCCUAAUGGAAGAAAACAAAAGCUAUGGUACCUUGUCUGAAUAUUCUGUCUACUUGGCCAGCAUUUAUAACAAAUUAUACAUUCCAGUUGUGCUGUUUCUGCAAACUUCAAGACACACACAAAAUAUCAAAAAUUCUGAAUUCCACAUGUAUAAAUAAUUCACAUCUUGGGUGCCUAUACAUCACUUAUAAUUAUGCAACCUGUGAGGGAAAAGAUACCAACACAAGUUUUAGCAGCUCCUCCAAGACUAGAAGAAAUCAGCAUAUCACUUUAUUCUUUUACUUCCCUCAAAUUUUCUGAACUUUAUUUAGAAUACAUUGUACAGAUUGCUCACUGAAUCAACUAUUUUAAAAAAAUAUGGACCUGAUAAAUGAGGGGUUGUGUUAAAGAGAACAGCCUAGAUGAGCAGGAUGGUUUGACCAUGAAGAUGGCUUCUCUGUGCACACCCUCACUGGAGCAGCUGCUACCCCAGUCCCUAUCGCAGGUACCGUGUGCAGGACCAUCCUGACAGCACCUGCCAAACCAGUCACUGAGACUGUAAUUAGACAAGAUAAAAGGCAUAGAGGAGAGCUGGGAGGGAACAGGUUAAAGGAAAUGAAGCCUUUAUCAGCUGAGCAUAUCUGGAUCCACGUGCUAGUGAAAGGUCCCUGCAGUGUGAUGGAGCUGUUGGAGUCAGUGGUAGCGAAGCUUCUGAGCUGCUGAAGGACAGGUGAGGCCUCAGGGGCUGGAAAGGGCAAACACUUGUAACAAGAACAGACCAAGGUUUGUAAUAGGAGGAAUGGAAGAGAGAAUUUCAGAUCAGUGCACUUAAUAUCUCAUAAAUUGCUUGUAUGAUUAAUAGACUGUAUUUUUAAUGCACCUAGAGGAAAAUAAAGUGAUAAGUUAUUGGUAACUUGUUCAUCAGAAACAAAUCAUGUCAAACUAAUUCAGUUGUAAAGUCCCUGGAGGCUGUUUUUUAUGUCUGUCCCUCCUCCCCUGUCCCUCCUCCCCUGCUUCUACACCAAGGCAAUUUGGCGAGUAGUUAGUAGAGAAGGAUCACUGGUUCAAUAAGCAUCUACAUCCUAACUCUCUAAGAAUUACUAACUAAUUCUAUCUCUGGGAAAAAAGGGGAAAAGUAAAAGGAAACCACUGUUUUGUUUUUUCUUUCAUUGUUUGAAGUAAAAUAUGAUUUGUUGAAUAAUCUCUUAAGGCAAAGGCAAUGAGAUGUAUUUAGUUUGGUGGGUAAUAAUGUAGUUAAUGCCUAAAGGACUGAUGUACUGAAGGAAAAGCUAAUUCUAUCUUAUACAGCUCUACAAAAUAGCAAAUCUGGGCAACCUAAACACUCAUACAACUGAAGCCACAUGGACUUUCUGCAAAUAACUGUAAACCUGAGAACUGCUGCUACUUUGCAUAAAUAACUCCAGAAUAUUAAAAAAACCCAAACCCAAAGAUUUGCAAAUGUUAUCCCCAAAAGAAAUGUCUUUUCUACAGUUUAUGGACAGAAUUGUUUGGCUUUCUCAGGUGAGACCAUCUUAUUCCUUGGUAUGAAAUAUAUUCUUUCACUUCUUGAACAGCUAUUAUGUUCUAUUUUACAUGUUCUUUGGCAACUGCAGUUAAAAUAACCAGGUCCUGGGUCUAACAGGUUAAUUAAAGUCACAUAAACAAAUGAAGACAGAGUUCUGGAAACCUUCCUUAAGAGGAAGACCAAGCAGUCUUUUAGCCCUGCUGUGCAGAUGCACAAAGUGUCUUUUAUUUUAAUUAUGAUGCAUCAAAUGUGACUUUUUUUUAGCUGAAGAGGCUCCUUGGGUGUACUAUAGGACAUCCUUGAUAGCCCCAGCUAUUAUGUGGAAUACUGUAAAAAUGUAUUUGUGUCACUCUGAGCUAAGGGCCUCUGCUAAAGCCGACCAGAGGUACCACCUUGCACAAUGUCAGACAGUAACUGGAAAAGGCUUUUCCCUAUGAAUGCUGUUCAAGCCCCUUCAGAAUACUUAACUUAGAAAGCUGUUUAAUGUCUCCUUCAAUAAAUGUGUAUUCUAGGCAACCCAUAAAAUCUAACACUAUUUUUCGGUGGGUGCCUCCAAACAAAUACUAUUCCCAAACACUAUUGGUGGUACAGAAGCUCCACAUGUAGGGGGGUGAUGCUGGAUUACACAUCCCAAAAGCCCCGGGGCUUCAGGGAAAUCACUUGAUUGAUGAGAAUCAAUCCUAUCUGCAUGUGGUGACUGACCAUAGGGAGAGAAGGAGAGAGAACAUGUGUUGGGUAAGUACAAAAUCUCCCAGUUUUCUGUGUUUUAGUUCAUAAACACACUUACUGAAAACCAAGCUACUUUUUUUUUUUUUUUAUGAUUGCAGGCAUUUGAUUUCAGUUCAUUCGUGACUGUGCAGUAAAACAUAAUACUAAAUGGUAUAUUUCCUUUUGUGUUUCACUCUUGCCAAAGUCAACAUGCUCAUUCAAAGGGAUUUUUGGAAAUGGCAAGGCUCCCCAGACCCUUUCCCACCAUUAUGAGGUCUUAAGGAACAAUAUUUAUAUGAAACUAACUCAGAUGCAUUUUUUAUUAAAUAAACAAAGCCUUUCUAGCAGGAAUAGCAUAAUUUCAUGUGUUUGCUGCUAUAUAUACACAUACUUUGUCCAAAUUAUUCUAAGUCUUCUAUCAGCUUCAGUAUCUUUUCCUCUUAAAGAAGCUAUGCAUUAAGAUAUAAUAGAAAAUAUCAAGAAAGGUCUCAAUUUAAAAAAAAAAAAAAAAAGAUGAUGAUUUCUCUGCUGGGGAAGUGCAGAUUAUAUUCCAGAAACUUGUGGUUGCAACAUUUAGGGGGAAAAACGCAAAUAAUAAAAAAUCAUAUCCAAGCACUUUGUAAAUAAAAUCAUGGUCUUUGUAUUUUUCAAACGACUAAAAGAGAGAUGAUUUGGAAUUUUCUUCACAGCUGGGUAGAUCUAACUUCAAAAAUGGAGCUUGAGGAGGUUA